ACAACACUCCGAGAAUCCAGAUUUUCACACGAAAAGUCCAAGAUGAGCACAUACGUAUUGCCCCAGGACUCAACGGUCCUUGUCACUGGUGCCAACGGCUACAUAGCAUCGCAUGUAGUUGAUCAACUACUCCAAGCCGGUUUCAGGGUCCGAGGAACCGUUCGUUCCCCGAAGCCAUGGUUGAACGAAUACUUUGAUCAAAAAUACGGCAAGGGACGGUUCGAAACGGUCCUCGUUAGUGAUUUCAGCCAUGUCCCAACGUUGGAAGCUGCUGUGCAGGGUGUAUCUGGGAUUGCUCAUCUUGCAUCCGAUCUUACAUUCGGUUCGGACCCUCAAGCUGUUAUCCCAUGGGUGGUGGAUGCGAUCCGGAAGAUCCUUCUGGUUGCGUCCAAGCAACCCAGCAUCAAACGGGUUGUUCUGACAUCCUCAUCGCGGGCUGCUUAUACCCCCGGCAAGAACGAAACCAAGGGUCUUGUAGUGGAUGAGAAUACGUGGAACGACCAAGCCAUCAGAGCUGCAUGGGAUCCAAAUACCCCAGCCGAUAUCAAGCCUCUUGAAGUGUAUUCUGCUUCCAAGGCCGAGGCAGAGAAAACGGCCUGGGAAUGGGUGGGUGAAAAUAAACCGUCUUUUGUAUUGAAUACUGUCCUGCCUGACUUUAACACUGGUCGAGUCCUCCUCCCCGAGAUUUUCGGAUCGACGAUGGGAUAUACUCGUGCACUUCUCAAGGGAGAUGAUAUCAUGCUUAAGAUCUUUCCUCCACAGCAAUACGUCGACGUCCAAGACACCGCACGCCUCCAUCUGGCUGCUCUCCUAAGCCCCGACGUCAAGUCUGAACGACUGUUCGCCUUUGCAGGGUCCAGGAACUGGUCUGAGCUUGUUCAUAUUUUGCGAAACUUGCGACCAAACAACAAGUUAAUUCCAGAUGCCCUUGGACAGGGAUAUGAUGAGACUAAAGUCAUUCCGGCUUCGAGGGCUGAGGCGUUACUGAAGGAUCUUUUCGGUAGACCGGGCUGGACUUCGUUUGAAGAGAGUAUCGAGGCUGGUAUUGACGGGCUUGAGUAAUUAUAUUGUUGAGAGUAUAUUAGUAGGCAGCCAUACUUAAACAGUCAAUCUGAGCGUGUCUUUCUGCUUGAGAUACGCAGUUAAAGAACAAGAACAGAGUCAAACCAGC
Monascus purpureus is the source of this 1171-nucleotide messenger RNA. The record is from the annotation of a GenBank genome assembly. NCBI's taxonomy places the organism in Eukaryota, Fungi, Ascomycota, Eurotiomycetes, Eurotiales, Aspergillaceae.